CAAGGACUCUGACAACACCAUGGCUUCUGCAUUGAAGCGCAAGAGAGGUCCCGUGGAGGUUUUGGAUACUCCAAAACGAUCUAAAUCUGUGAAAAACCAGUCCGGGAACCCUUUACGACCAGUCAGCGAUAAGGCAGGCUGGGAAGCUGCCUUCAAUCCGCCCCAGGAAUUGGUAGCACCCACAAAUGGGGUCAAUGGCAAUCAUUCGCACGGAACUCCGGAAUCGCCAGAAGCUGUGGACUAUGAAGCUUAUGUGCAAGAUGAAAAAUACAAAGACGCCAUACAUCAGCGGGAGAAGCUAUCCCAAAACGUCCUUUAUGACAACAGCAACAAAACAUCCGUGUAUUCCGAGCCCAAGAAGACGAAUGACUUGUGGAAACUAUCCGAGCCGAUUGGAGGUCGAAUGAUAAACGCCGAUCCAGUUUUCACAGCCGAUGAGAAAUUUCUCAUUGUUGCUAAUCGGAGAACUAUUAACGUCUACUCAACCUUGAAUUCCCUUCUUACUCGGUCCGUAAAGCCUAUUCUCAAGGAUGACGCUCCUCGCACCACUCGAAUCGUAACAUAUUGCUUGUCCCCGACUCACCCGAAUAUCAUAUGGGUAGCUUUCUCAGAUGGAUCUGUUUUCAGGAUCGACUGGACGACAGGUAGAGGUGGAAACGACCACUGGACGAUAUCUUCGACCGGUUGCAUCCAUAUGACUGUGGCUUCCAUGGAGUCUUCUGGACGAAGACGAGAUGUAGUUUUCACAACCGAGACCAAGAAGGAUGGCGGCUUUCGGAUCACAGCGCAUGGAAUGUCCCAAGAAACUCCGAGUGACACCCCUACGAGAACCAUAUACACAACACCGAACCGGAUACAGUUCUUGAAAACAGCAAAGGAGGGUUCAGUCAUUGUUGCCGCUUCUGGCAACAGAGUUCUCCUCGGUCGUCUCCGCUCAACUGAGUACAACACUGUUGAAAAUAUCAGAUAUGAAUUCCGCAUUUUCGAGUCCACAGAAGUUAUCAAGUCUUUGGAUGUUCGAGUCUCCGAAAGGAAAGAAACUGAUGGCCUGAAGAAAAGUUUGAAAAAGUCGCCAGUUGUGGACGUCGUGGUUGGAAAUAUUCGAGGUGUCUUAUUUGUGCAUAACGAUCUUCUCGCAAAGUUAUUUUCGCAGCAGGCGGACGGGAAGCUCCCACCAGGAAUCAGCAUGGUACCACGCAAGUUGCAUUGGCAUCGACAAGUAGUACAUACCGUCAAGUGGUCACUAGAUGGCAAUUAUAUCAUUUCUGGUGGCACCGAGACGGUGCUUGUACUUUGGCAACUCGACACCGGAAAACAGCAAUUUCUCCCUCACAUGUCUGCAACUAUUCAGAAUGUAGUUGUUGCACCAUCCGGAACUUCAUAUGCAAUCCAGCUUGCGGAUAACUCGGCCAUGAUCUUGUCCACCGCGGAGCUGGAGCCCACAGCAAACAUUGCUGGUAUUCAGGCUUCAGUCCUUGAGUCUGAAGAGCCGCUGGAAGCGCAAGUUGAGAAAGUUGAGGAGCUCUCCUGGCGACCACCUCUUGUGCAGAGUACUCCGGCCAUCAUAAAUCCUGCGAAUCCCUCCAAGCUUCUUCUUGGUGUAGGACAAACGCAGGAGAUCAGUGCUACCAAACCUCAGGUCAUGAGUAAUCCGUUUCUGCAAACAUUCGACCUCGGAUCAGCGCAUAAUUUGUCCAGACAAGCUUUGACCAGGACCAACAUAACAAAUGUCAAUGCAGCCCCUAGCACACAUCCCUUGUCAGAACCCAGAGUUACACAUAUGAAGAUCUCUCAUGAUGGAAAGUGGCUUGCAACAGUGGACGAAUGGACGCCUCCAGCGAGAGAAUAUGACUUCUUAAAGCACAGGGGCAAAGACCUCUCCGUUGAGGUGCAGCAAAGACGAGAGGUGUUCCUCAAAUUUUGGCAGUGGAGCAAGGAGUCGGAGUUGUGGGAGCUCGUAUCGCGUAUUGAUUCACCUCAUUCGCUCGGCCCAGAUUCAGGCGAUGCCGGGAGGAUUUUUGCCCUUGCCGCCGACCCUAGCUCCUCACGCUUUUCAACAAUAGGAGAGGACAGUAUAGUUAGAACUUGGGGGACAAAGACACGAAAACGAGACGGAGUCGUUGUUCGUGCGAAAGACGGUAAUGCUUUCAGAAAUUGGCAUUGCCAGCAUGCCAUUUGUCUUGGCAAGCCGGAACUUUUGGAGGGAUCAGGGCAUUCCGAAAAGUAUCCUACAAGUGGAUCGGUUACCUUUUCUGAGGAUGGGUCAGUAUUGGCCGCAGCAUGCGAUAGUGAUGAUGGCCUUUUGCAUAUUGUGGACCCGGAUUCUGGAAUUAUUCGACUCUCCCAUACUGGAUUGUUCGAAGGCACCAUUAUUGGCAUGGAGUUCUUGGAUCAGGAUCUGAUCGUACUUUCCAACAAGUUGUUCGUCUUUGACGUUGUCUCUGAAACUUUCAGAUUCGCCAUCAAGCUAGCAUCUAGUCCUGCAUCUUUGACUCCCAGACAAAAGCAGGAAAUGAUGCACUUGGCUGUUGAUCGUCGAAGUCGGACCUUCGCAGUUGCACUUCCAACCUUCAGCGUUCAGUCGGGCAAGCCAUCCCUUUGGUCAGCGAGCUGCGAAUUGACCGUAUUCCACCAAGAUAGUCGCGAGCCUCAACUCACCGAAGAAUUCCCUACUAUCAUCACGGCUCUACUUCCCGCUGUCAGCUCCGAAGGCUAUAUCGUCCUCGACACCGCGGCCGAGAUCCGUACUGUAAUGAAGAAGGGCAGUCAAGCAGUCACUGCUCUUGCACAAUCCACCUCAGCACUUGAGCUCGACACUGUGCCGGAAGAGCCGACUAGCGAAAUGCUACAAGAGGAAGAUGUCGAAGGAGUUGAUGAUUAUCUCCUAACUCCCGCAGCAACACAAGACGGGGAGGGCGACGACGAUAAUGAGCACCCUGUCGUCACUCAACAACAGUUGUCAGAAAUCUUCGAUAUUGGACCAUCAUUUGCCUUGCCACCGAUGGAGGAAAUGUUCUACCAGGUUGCUGGCCUAUUUUCAAGCAAACCGCUUGCUCAGAGUGUAUCAUGAUUUCAGUUUCACAGUGUAUGACUUGCAUAGCGGUCGGGUUUCUCAGCAUUUCAGCGAUAGGGAGCUUUGUACAGGGUGUACAAAGCCAAAAGUAGGGAUUGAAUUACAUGACAUUGUCAACAGCUUCAAUGUUAAGUGAGACCCCUUCAAUUUCUUGGCAAGUGAUCUCGUAUCCAAUUUCCAGAAGAAAGAAUACAAGCAGGAGCAUUA
This is a messenger RNA of Hyaloscypha bicolor E, 3280 nucleotides long. RefSeq names its product WD repeat-containing protein-like protein. The coding region runs from base 20 to 3070 and encodes 1016 amino acids. Gene Ontology annotation, molecular function: RNA binding; protein binding. The transcript is spliced from 3 exons. The record is from RefSeq and is a predicted model, not a curated record. Gene Ontology annotation, biological process: positive regulation of rRNA processing; positive regulation of transcription by RNA polymerase I. Gene Ontology annotation, cellular component: nucleolus. Lineage: Eukaryota; Fungi; Ascomycota; Leotiomycetes; Helotiales; Hyaloscyphaceae.